AUGAGUAAUCAUCCAGCGCAAGCCAUUUUUGUUUUCCUUUCGCCGUACGUUAACAACAUCUUUUCCAAAUAUAACUGAAGAUGGCACAGCCUGGAGGACAACAACCACCAGUAGGAGGGGAUGGGCAGCCACCUAGGCCCGCCGUGCAGUCAAAGCGGUUACAACAAACACAAGCACAAGUAGACGAGGUAGUGGAUAUUAUGCGAGUAAAUGUUGAGAAGGUGAUAGAAAGGGACAACAAAUUAACAGAACUGGAUGAUAGAGCAGAUGCACUGCAGCAGGGAGCUUCACAGUUUGAGGCCAGUGCAGGGAAGCUGAAAAGGAAAUACUGGUGGAAAAAUUGCAAGAUGAUUGCCAUAAUGGUUGGGAUAGGCCUAGUGAUCGUAAUAAUUAUAGUUGAGCUUGCUAACAUGCAGAGUGAACUCAGCGAGCAUAUACGCGUUACUUACCCCUGCAGCUGUUGUUACCAACGAACUGUGUAGUAUUUUACAGUUAUGAGACGAAGGGGUUACUUGUCAAUGUUCUAUAUGCAAAGAAAAUUUUUGGGCUAGUGUAUGUAACUCAAAGGUUGGUUCCCUAUGUGUUUUGUUUUGCUGUUAUGAACAAAUGAACAACACAAGGUAAAAUACUACGCUAAUAAAACGGAGGUAGGGUGUCUUAGUUGUUGUUAAUGUUUAUGAACGCUAGUCUUGCUAGAUAUACGUGGAUAAUUAGAUGAGAAGAAUGUACAGGUAGCAUUGUUUGUUGUAAAUAUUUAAUGCAGACAGCAGUUCUGUAUUAUGUAAUGACAUAAAUUAAAAACAAUAUGUGUGUAUACAUACAUGCGUUUGUACUCACGUGCUUAUGCGCAGACACACGCGCGUCUACAUAUAUAUGUUACUAGUACACAUAUAAGUGUGUAUCGUGCAUGUGUAAAAUUGUUCACUAUUACCUGUGUCUAGAACCAAGUAAUUGACUCGGAUGUCGUUUGUGUUCCUCAGCUUUCGAUGUAUGCAGAACUUUAGCGAUCGGUGGAUUAAAUGUCUGUCAUUGUUUGUACUACCUGCUGCUAUCAGUGUUUGUUACAUUCUAUCUGUUUGCUUGUCACAUGUAUCCCUAACAGUGAGUGAAGCCCAUUCUGUACUCUCGCAUGUCAGUGUUCACACACACGAGAAGUGCAUCGAAACCUAUCUUCCCAUAGGAGUCAUCCUCAUUGCGAUUUACACCAGCCACAUCUUAUUUUUAAUCCAUACGUUUUGUUACCCGACUACGUUGCAGUUUUGACCAAUUUAUUUUUUCGUGCAUAGUUUGGGCGGUGACGAGCGCUAAAGGGGACGAUGAAACGCCGGCCAAAACGACAGUGGCACCUAAGUAACGCCACCAAUACAAUCACCGUUCUGUCACUACUUCAAGGGAUUCCAUAUUUGAGGUCGCCCUGAUCACACACAGAACAAGAGAGGGGCGUAAGCGUGUUCACUGUGUAUUUGUCUCGGUGUGCAAAGAAUCUAACUGCUGCCUUGAUAUUGCGGCUAAUCAAAAUUUUCCUAGCAAAGAUGUUUUCUGUGAGAUGUCGGGCUUCUUUAAUCUAUCUAAGUGUUUCGGUGGAUGAGGGGGGGGGGGCUUGCCGAGGUUGCUGGUCAAUGUCAUUAUUGUCACUCGUAAUUUCUCACUGAGCCAGUGGCACUCAUUGUUUAUGGUCAGUUGCAUGUUCAUUGUUCAGGCCUAAGUUGUGUUGUGUCGCACAUUUGCAUAGCAUCAAUCUGGCUAUUGCUUGGCCUCAGUGUAACAUUGAAGUUUGUCGUGCGUGUUAACUGCGGGUACUACUAGUAGUAUGCAGUCGCUGAUUACUUACUUGUGAGCAUACAUAUGAUUUCAGAUUGUAUCAGUCAAUUAGCACAGACAAUUCGUGGUUUUCCGUUAUACCGACACGUGAAAUGUGCAGAAUAUCUGUAUGUAUAUGUGUGCGUACGGGCGUGCGUGCGUGCCUGCGUGAGUGUGUAAAUUAAUAUAUAUAUGUAUACUCACGUAUACGGAUAUAUAGCAUGUGUGAUAUAUCGUGGAAAUGGCUACGUAAAUGGCUACGUAAAUGGCCAUAGAUUGAGUUUAUGGUCUUACAUUGAUUGCGAAACCGAAAAUUACGAGACGUUGAUUUUUCUUGCAGGUAGCAUUGUGUGACACCGCCUGGUGUUCUAUAUGUUGUGUCAUGCACUAUUUACAAUUGUUGAACGUGUAUGGUAAUUGUUAAAACCUAUAACUGUUGGGUAUUUCAUCAACACGUACUGUAACCAUGGGAAAUUGCUUAUGUGGAACAUGUCAUCAUUGGUUGCUGUAACUGUGGAUACCUGUGAUUAUUGAACAUUUCGUGCGUUAAAUUUAGUCGUGUCGUCAAUAGUAUAUUUAUUCAAGGUCGGCAAUGUCGCUGAAAUUUAGUAACAGGCAAUGGUAGAUGUGAGGGUGCAUGUGUGCUGUCUAUGUUAUAAAAUGUGAGUUGUUUACGAAAAAAAAAACUGGUCGCAUGACGUUCUACGCCGACAUAUAGUCAAAUAUCGUCGGUAUAUAGUAGACUAUGGCGCUGCCAGGGUCUGCAGAACUGAUUCUAUCACAAUCUAGUGACGCCAUGUUGCAAUUUGUUAGUAAUGCUUUCUGUUUAAUCUCGCGCAGGUGUCACACUUAGAAGUUUUUAUUCGCUCUUCCGUCAGUAAAAUAAAACGUGUUCGUUUUGAAUUCCCUUCCAUCUUUUCGAUUCACCUCUCGUUAUCCACAAUGUCCCCAAAGCCGCAUCUUUUACAUGCUGCAAACCAGUAAAUGUCGGUGCGAUGCUGGAAAAUUUAAUUCAACAGUUAAUUCAAAAUUUCGUUUUGUUUCGACGGGUUCGUUGCGUAAAACAGGCGUACUAACGACUGGUGUUGAUUGUGUGAAACGCGCACCGUCAUGUUUGCCUCGCUUGGCAGAAAGAGUGAAUGAAUCGUUGGUCUUCUGACGAUGUGUUUAUGAUAGUAAUUUCUGUCGCAGUUAAUAAACUUACUAGUGAAGGAUGUACGGUAUAGAAUGACUACAUUCUAUAAGCAGUCAUAUGAAGUUAAUUUCGGCAGUAAUCUCCAUAUAUAUGUAAAGUCCUUGCGUGGGAAAACAAUGACCUUAUUAAUGAUUAAAUGAUUAAUUAAUGAGUUUGUGGUACGCUGAUUGAAUGUAAUGAGAAAUAUCAAGAGCGUAUUAAGAAAUUCUUAAUAUGCUCUUGGAAAUAUUGAGAUUUCGUUAUCACGUGUUACAGAUUGAAAGGCAUUGCAUAUACAUGACGCUGUCUUGUACAUCCCCUGUUUUGUUUAUCCAGAAUGAUUAUUAACAACUGAUAAGUAUAAUAUUUCAUAUAAAUAAAUAAAUAAAUAAAUAAAUGACA
Priapulus caudatus is the source of this 3376-nucleotide messenger RNA. Its product is annotated as synaptobrevin-like. The transcript has 6 exons. Bases 81 to 482 code for a protein of 133 amino acids. Gene Ontology annotation, molecular function: syntaxin binding; SNAP receptor activity. Gene Ontology annotation, cellular component: plasma membrane; SNARE complex. NCBI's taxonomy places the organism in Eukaryota, Metazoa, Priapulida, Priapulimorpha, Priapulimorphida, Priapulidae. The record is from RefSeq and is a predicted model, not a curated record. Gene Ontology annotation, biological process: vesicle fusion; vesicle-mediated transport.